AUGUACAACAAAUUAAUUCCGAAGCCGGUUUUCUUAAAAAUUAAAGCCGGAUCAUUCGGGCAAAAAGAUCUUUACGAUUUCGAUCAUAAAUGCGGAUUACCGCCUCCCGAUGAUUUGGUGGAACGUUACAUUUGCAGCGGAAUUUUCGUUAAAUGGAGAAGAAAAUUAAAGAACCUUGUGAUUUGUAGCGAAAGAAAUGCCCGAACAAAGCUCUUUUUCAAGUCCAGCAAUGCGAUUUUCAACCAAAAAUAUAAACACUUGGAGUUCGAUUUUAACAUGAUCCAUCCGUUUAGUAUCGGAAGGGCUUAUUGGGAAUUUUUCAUGUUUUUCGUUUUUAUUAUAAUGUUGAAUUACAUUCCUUUGCAUAUUUGUUUAACGCACAGUAGUGUUUACAUAUGCCCAUAUCGAUUAUUGAUGGAUAUAUUUUGCUAUAUAGAUAUGGGGAUGAGUUUUUCCACUGGAUAUCAACAUCCAUUAACGAAGAAAGUUAUUAUGAAAAGAAAAUUGAUUACGAAGCAUUAUUUUGGUUCUUGGUUCAUGAUAGAUUUAUUAAGUUCGAUAAAUCCUGAUAUAAUCAUCUAUAUUAUCCAUGCUUACACUGGUAAAUUAGUUUGGCAGAUCAAAAUAUUAUCAAUGUUUAAAAUAUUUAGGAUCAGCACCGUUUUAUUAUAUCUAACAAGAUUAAAAGAGUGGUUCCAAAUCAAUUGGUUCAUCUAUCAAAUGGUUAAACUUGCCAUUAUCAUCCUAAUAAUGAUUUUAUGGCACGCCUCUGUUUUAUUCUUAGCGGCGUAUCAUUUAAAGGAAGUUUGGAUUGUGGAAGAUUGUGUUUAUCACAGCUUUAAAACGGUCAUUUCAAGAACUAUUGGUUGUAUUUUAAUAAUUGGAGAAAAAGGCAAUCCAUCUACCUUAAUGCUGAUAAUCAUUUUAGAGGUUGCCUUCACUGUAAUCGGAUGGAUCUAUCGAAUCAUCAUAACGACUCAAAUUACUUUAUUAGUAUUAAAAGUGAAUCCAAUUGGUGCGAAUCACGCCAAGUUAGUCCAAGAAUUUGAGGAGUACGUAGUCACAAAGAAAUUACCCAAACUUGUGAAAAAACGAGUUUUGAAUUAUUUGGAAUUUAAGUUCCACGGAAAGUUUUAUAGAGAAGUCGUUAUUUGGAAGACUUUAUCCAACAGUUUAAAACAAGAAAUUAAUUUAUUUAUUUGUAGAAAACUUUUAAAUUCGUUGUUUAUAUUCCACAAUUUGCCCAUGGAAAUCGUCAUGAAAUUAAGUAACAACUUUAAACACGAAAUCUAUCUACACAACGAUGUAAUAAUCCAAGCAAAUACACCAGCAGAAGAGAUUUUAUUCAUUGUCACUGGAAUGGCAGCUAUUUACAAUGAAUCACAAAAGGAAAUCAAUCAUUUUUUAGCCGGCGAUUGUUACGGCGAUUUUAAUCUCUUCGUAAACGCACCAAUUGCCGAAGAAACGAUCGUUGCAAUCGAUUGUUGCGAAAUUUAUUCCAUAAAGUACAAAGAUAUCAAAAAAAUUAUGCUUCCGUAUCCAGAGAUUUGGGCGAAAAUAUGCAAGGUUGUUAGAACCGACAUAAUCGAUCCGUUGCGGUUAUUAGAUUCGUCUGGUUCGCUUAAGAAACUUAGAGGAACUAGUGAUAUAACUUAA
This is a messenger RNA of Onthophagus taurus, 1656 nucleotides long. RefSeq names its product potassium/sodium hyperpolarization-activated cyclic nucleotide-gated channel 1-like. The record is from RefSeq and is a predicted model, not a curated record. Gene Ontology annotation, biological process: potassium ion transmembrane transport; sodium ion transmembrane transport; regulation of membrane depolarization. NCBI's taxonomy places the organism in Eukaryota, Metazoa, Arthropoda, Insecta, Coleoptera, Scarabaeidae. Gene Ontology annotation, molecular function: voltage-gated potassium channel activity. Gene Ontology annotation, cellular component: HCN channel complex.